Messenger RNA from Hemibagrus wyckioides, 1800 nucleotides. RefSeq names its product cleavage factor polyribonucleotide kinase subunit 1 (gene clp1). Lineage: Eukaryota; Metazoa; Chordata; Actinopteri; Siluriformes; Bagridae. The transcript has 6 exons. Gene Ontology annotation, molecular function: polynucleotide 5'-hydroxyl-kinase activity. Gene Ontology annotation, biological process: tRNA splicing, via endonucleolytic cleavage and ligation. Bases 155 to 1495 code for a protein of 446 amino acids. The record is from RefSeq and is a predicted model, not a curated record. Gene Ontology annotation, cellular component: nucleus; mRNA cleavage factor complex.
UAUUUAAGCACCUGUGAGUGAGGGGUUUCUCGUAUGGGGGAACCAGAGUACCAGACGGAUCAUUUCACGUGACGUCAUCACCAUGCGACCGCGUUGCUCUAACGCUGGGUGGAUGAUUUGAAAACACGUUUGGAGUUUCCUUCUCUUUAAAAGUAUGAGCACUGAGGCGCCGGAGAAAGCGGGUGAUGAAGGCUCGAGCUCCGGAGGAACUGCAGGGAGCGGCGGGGGUUCGCGGUUUGACCUGGAGAAGGAGACCGAGCUCCGGUUCGAGGUCGAGGCUGGAGAGCGGGUACAGCUCGAACUGCUGUCCGGUUUGGCCGAGGUGUUCGGCUCCGAACUGAACCGGAACAAGAAGUACACAUUCGGACCCGGUUCGAAGAUAGCCGUGUUCACGUGGCAGGGAUGUAGCCUCUCUCUAACCGGCAAGACCGAGGUGGCUUACGUCUCAAAAGACACCCCUAUGCUGUUGUAUCUGAACACACAUGCAGCGUUGGAGCAAAUGAGACGGCAGGCUGAGAGAGACAAUGAGAGAGGCCCUAGGGUCAUGGUGGUGGGGCCAACCGACGUGGGGAAAUCCACAGUGUGUCGUCUACUACUGAACUACGCAGUGAGGCUGGGCAGAAGGCCCACGCUUGUGGAGCUGGAUGUCGGCCAAAGCAGUGUGUCUGUUCCAGGGACAAUGUCAGCACUGUACAUUGAGCGUCCAGCAGAUGUUGAGGAAGGCUUCUCAGUCCAGGCUCCUCUAGUCUUCCACUUUGGCUCCACAACACCAGGGACCAAUAUCAAACUCUAUAACAAGCUGACGUCCUGCCUGGCGGAGGUGUUCUCGCAGCGCUGCGAGGUGAACCGGAAGGCCAGCGUCGGAGGCUGUAUCAUCAACACAUGCGGCUGGGUGAAAGGGUCAGGAUACCAGGCACUGGUCCACUGCGCUUCAGCAUUCCAGGUGGACGUGGUGCUGGUCCUCGAUCAGGAACGCCUGUACAACGAGCUCAAACGGGAUCUGCCACACUUCGUCCGCGUCGUGCUGCUACCCAAGUCCGGCGGUGUUGUAGAACGCUCCAAGGACUGCAGACGGGAGACCCGCGACGACAAGAUUCGCGAGUAUUUCUACGGCUUCCGUGGCACCUCGUUCUACCCACACGCUUUCGACGUGCGCUUCUCAGACGUGCGCAUCUACAAGAUUGGUGCGCCCUCCAUUCCGGACUCGUGCCUGCCACUGGGCAUGUCGCAGGACGACACGCAGCUGAAGCUGGUUCCCGUGAGUCCGGGGCGUGACCUGACCCACCAUGUGCUGAGUGUUAGUUGCGUGGAGGAUGACACAGAAGGAGGAGAGAGCCGAAGCAGGGGGAUUUUAGAGAGUCCGGUUUGUGGCUUCAUUGUGGUUACGGCUGUGGACACUCAGGCUCAGGUGAUGACCGUUCUUGCUCCAGCACCCAGACCGCUGCCCCGCCACACACUCCUCAUCAUGGACAUUCGUUUCAUAGACCUUAAAUAAGGAAGUGGAGCGAAGGGUGGGGACGAGUGGGAGGGCCGACUUUCUGAGAAAAACAAGAAUGUGGAAAUGGAAGGAGAUUACAUCUGUAUAUGAACUGAAGUGGAGUCAGUAGAUGGAGAUAUCACUGUGCCCUUAUUUUACCUCGAUUUAUAGCACAGCUGUUUCAUGUUUUUUAUUCCUCUCAUUUUAUCGGUCUCAUUCUUUCUUCUCUCUUCCUCCCUCAAGCUUUUCUCAAGCUUUGUCUCACUUAUUAUUCUUUUUUUCUUAUUACUCCCUUUCUUUCUUUCUUUCUUUCUUUCUUUCUU